AUGCAACACUACGUCAUACCAAACUAUGAGCCAUGGGGUCUUCCGCUGAAUGAAACAACAAUGGCGCAGAUUUUCAAACAGCACGGAUACUAUACGAGUAUUAUUGGCAAAUGGCAUCAGGGUAUGUCACGCAAAGCAUAUACGCCUACGAGGAGAGGCUUCGAUCAUCAUUUCGGCUACUUGGGUGCCUAUGUGGAUUACUAUGCUCAAACCUUGGAUGCUACGUACAAAAAUCUAUCACGCGGUCACGAUUUCCGUGACAAUCUUGCUGUAUCGCGCGAAUAUAUUGGUACCUAUGUCACCGAUCUGCUCACCGAAGCAGCAACCAAAGUGAUAAGCAAACAUGAUGCCCACAAACAACCCUUAUUUUUGCUACUAAGCCAACUGGCGCCGCAUGCCGGCGAUGAGGAUGAUCCAUUACAGGCGCCUCCUGAGGAAGUAGAGAAAUUUGCAUAUAUUAAAGAUGCGCAAAGGCGAACGUAUGCAGCUAUGGUUUCCAAACUCGAUCAAUCUGUAGCUUCCGUGAUUGAUGCGCUCGCCCAAAAAGGCAUACUCAAUAACACAAUUUUGAUCUUUCUCUCCGACAACGGUGGCCCGACUAUAGGCCUGCACGCCACUACAGCCUCCAAUUACCCACUCAGAGGCCAAAAGAGCUCGCCCUGGGAGGGUGGCAUACGCUCAUCGGGUGCCAUAUGGUCACCGCUACUCGAACAUUUGGGCACUGUGUGGAAACAACACUUCUAUAUCGGCGAUUUGUUGCCCACAUUAGCGGCAGCGGCCAACAUACCACUCGACUCACAACAAAUGAAACUCGAUGGCCUCAAUCUUUGGUCCGCGCUAAAAUAUGGCUACAAUUCGGUGGAGCGUGAAAUUGUGCACAACAUUGAUCAGAUCAGCAAUUAUGUUUCAUAUGGCAAAGGAAAAUGGAAACUUAUUAAUGGCACUACAUAU
Molecule: messenger RNA, 951 nt
Organism: Rhagoletis zephyria (snowberry fruit fly)
Lineage: Eukaryota; Metazoa; Arthropoda; Insecta; Diptera; Tephritidae
Product: arylsulfatase B-like
Molecular function (GO): sulfuric ester hydrolase activity
Source: RefSeq, a predicted model, not a curated record